Molecule: messenger RNA, 1149 nt
Organism: Polyodon spathula (Mississippi paddlefish)
Lineage: Eukaryota; Metazoa; Chordata; Actinopteri; Acipenseriformes; Polyodontidae
Product: survival motor neuron protein 1-like
Exons: 9
Coding region: 88-930 (280 amino acids)
Biological process (GO): mRNA processing
Cellular component (GO): nucleus; cytoplasm
Molecular function (GO): RNA binding
Source: RefSeq, a predicted model, not a curated record
AACAGUGUGUAAGACCCGCACCAGUCAGGGCUGAGUAAAGGCAUUCAGAGAUCGUCUGUAUGUUGUUGUGUGAGCGAAUAUACAGUCAUGGCUAACGGGCAGAAAGAGGUGCUCUUUAAACGUGGUGGACAGAGUGAUGAUUCGGAUAUAUGGGAUGACACCGCAUUAAUAAAGGCUUAUGAUAAAGCCGUCACUUCCUUUAAGAAUGCACUUAAGAAUGAGGAUAGCACAGAGUCAUCCAACAAAGAACAAUCCAGUACAGGAACGAAACGGAAGAACAGCAAAAAGAACAAGAGCAGGAAGAAAAGCAAUGCAGUGCCAGACAAAGAGUGGAAGGUUGGGGAUACUUGUAAAGCUGUAUGGUCAGCAGAUGGCAAUGCAUACCAAGCAACUAUUACAUCUAUAGACGUAAAGAAAGGGACUUGUAAUGUUAUUUACACAUCAUAUGGAAAUAAGGAACAACAGAGCCUAUCGGAUCUUCUGUCUGAUAAUUCUGAAGCAGAAAGUGAGAAAGCAGUUUUGGAAGAGGAAAAAGAUGCUCCAUUUUCAACAGAAGAGAGUGACAGAUCUCCCACACCACAGCAGCACAGAACCAGAACCAAAUCCAAACCCAAACCCAAGUCGGCUGCUGCUCUGCCACAAUGGAGUCACAGAUGUCCACCGCUCCCACCGGCAGUGGCAGGGCUUGGCAUGCCUCCCAGGUUUGGGGGGUCGCCUCCUAUCUUCCCAGGCUUUCCUCCAACAAUUCCUGCUGGACCACCGCUCAUCCCUCCUCCACCUCCAAUGGGCCCUGAUUCAGCUGAGGAUGAUGAAGCAUUGGGCAGCAUGUUGAUAGCAUGGUACAUGAGCGGCUAUCACACUGGCUACUAUCUAGGACUCAAACAAGGCAGAAAGGAAACUGCUUUAGGAAAUCGUUCACGCCACAAAUGAACUGCACUGCUCGUCCUGGACACACAAUGGUGACGGGUGGAAUUCUCUCCCUGGGAGAGGAAUGCAGUGCUUUUCAGGAUGUGCAGUGAGAUGACUCAUCCAUUUGGAUAUCAGCAAAUCACACUGGGGAGCAAACCAGGACUGCAGCUGCUGUUAGCUUUUUUUUUUUUUUUUGUUUAAACUAGUUCUAUACUUUUGUAUUUGUUGUAAAUAAAAAAU